AGAUCAUCCCAGGACUGAGAGUCAGGAGACUUCCAAGAAUCGCGCUGAAACUCUCUGGAAACUUUGGGAUUCAGGAUCCGAGGCCCGCUUUGGACUUUGUCGCUCAAUUAUUUAACAGCAAACGGAUUUUUUUCCCCCCCUUUUGUGCGCGUGUGUUUGUUGGUGGAUUGAAAAGAGGUGAAUCAUGAAGAUGCCGUCAGCGCGCCGCUGCCUGGCUGUGUACCUCACGCUGUUUGGAUACCUUGGGGAGGUUUACGCGGGCGCUGCUCUUAUGAAUUCCAACGCCAUCAAAAACUUACCCGGUGCUCCCGCUGGCAAAGGCACCGACCUUGUCAGUCCAAGUCCGCGCACGUCCCCUCCCGGCAGUAUUGGGCAGAAAUUACCGCCGGACACCUUGCAGCAGUCAGGUGUUUGUGCGGCUGACGACGACUGCGGAGGUGAUGAAUUCUGCAACGAUGCUCGAGGCGCCUGUCUGCCGUGCCGUAAGAGCCGGAAGCGUUGCACAAGGGACUCCAUGUGUUGUGCAGGAAACCGCUGCAGCAAUGGGGUUUGCCAUGCAAAUGACAUGGUUGUCACAGAGCCAUCCAUCACCACUGGUGGGCACAAACACAAUCACACCACCGAGCACCAUGGCAAGAAAACCUCCAGUGCCCAGGGUCAUCAUCCCAACGCUGUCAAAGGACAAGAGGGGGAUAGUUGCCUGAGAUCGGCAGACUGCUCGGAUGGUUUGUGCUGCGCCAGACACUUCUGGUCUCGCAUCUGUAAGCCUGUGCUGACAGAGGGCCAGGUGUGUACGCGCCACCGCAGGAAAGGCAACCACGGCUUGGAGUUGUUCCAGCGCUGCGACUGUGGCGAGGGGCUGACCUGUCGACCGGAGAAGGGAGAGCGAGAUCACGGCAUCAGCAGGACUGCCGCCCGGAACCUACACACCUGUCAGAGACGCUGACACAAACGCAUGGACAACAGACUCUGGAGCACACACACCCUGCAAAACCCAUAAAUCAGUCACAGACACUGACAAACACUUCAGCCUUGCAUACACCACAGAUGCUGACACACACACACACACACACACACACACACACACACACACACCCUCCACACACACACACAGAUAAAUGUCCAACACCUAAGACAUUCCUUCCUGCCAAAGUUGCUGACACAAACACAUCACCCGGAAGGAUAGACAAGAUUCCUGGAAAAGUGAUACACCCAGAGGGAUACGGCGGUGCAAGAUGGACUGAUCCAAUUCCCCAUCAACAGAUGGAGAGUCGGAAGUUAGGAAGUGACAUGUCAGAAGUAUUGGGCAGAUCGAUUCUCGCUGUCAGUAAUGGCAGAGUUGUUUUGUUUCUUUUUAUGAAACUUCAAGCCACGUUUUUUUGCAGUAAAUUACUGUGUUGUAAAUAUCCUGGAAGUGGCACUUAACAGAAUUAAGUCAACACCAGUAUUAUACAGACGUGGUGCUGCAUGUAUAUUGUUUUAUAAAAAAAAUGUAAAAUAUAUUUGUUUUAUUAAAUGUAAUCAUAGUC
Messenger RNA from Salarias fasciatus (jewelled blenny), 1529 nucleotides. RefSeq names its product dickkopf-related protein 1-like. Gene Ontology annotation, molecular function: co-receptor binding; receptor antagonist activity. Lineage: Eukaryota; Metazoa; Chordata; Actinopteri; Blenniiformes; Blenniidae. Gene Ontology annotation, cellular component: extracellular region. Gene Ontology annotation, biological process: negative regulation of canonical Wnt signaling pathway; multicellular organism development. The record is from RefSeq and is a predicted model, not a curated record. The transcript is spliced from 4 exons. The coding region runs from base 185 to 946 and encodes 253 amino acids.